Messenger RNA from Brassica rapa (field mustard), 1638 nucleotides. Its product is annotated as F-box protein At5g03970. The record is from RefSeq and is a predicted model, not a curated record. Gene Ontology annotation, molecular function: protein binding. NCBI's taxonomy places the organism in Eukaryota, Viridiplantae, Streptophyta, Magnoliopsida, Brassicales, Brassicaceae.
CGGAAUCAAGCCUCACUAAAUCCCGGUUAAAGCGAAAGCUGAAUCCGGUUCAAACAGCGCGUUUGUUUGGGUUUUGGAUCCGGAUUCGGAUCCGGGUCUGGAUGCGAGUCCAGGUCCUUUUAUACAUGUUGACAUCAUGUCACUGCAAAGGUAGUUGUUGCGUCUUACAAAGCUCUCUUCUCCGCACUACGUCUUCCUCAGUUUUUUUUUGUUCUGCAAUGUCUUGUUCUGUCAGGGCGAAAACAAGAUUGGGGAUGGAGUCUAAUCUAAGCGUUCACGAGGUUCUCAACACGUUCGACACUCUCUCUGAGAUCCUCCUCUUGCUACCACCUGAGGAGACAUACAAGCUGAUCCUCGUCUCUAAGCGGUGGCUCCAGAUCAUCUCCAGCCCUUUCUUCCGCCACGCCUACCUCGCCAAGUGGAAACCGAACUUCCACCUCAUCGGCUUCUUCAUCUCCAACACCUCCUACGUCGGCAAGAAGCACGUGGAGCGUGUCCGCCGCCCUCGCUCCGAGUCCUCCAUGCCCUUGCUCUCCACCAGCAGUUUGGGCGACGAGGUGGAGACCUCUGGUGCUUUGAAGAAGCUCGGUUACUACAUUGACUCUUCGAACGGUGUGCUUCUCUGCGGGAGGCAUCCGAAAGCUUACUACUUGUGGGAUCCGGUUACGAGGAAGCAGCAUAAGAUCCCGCGGCAUAGGGUUCAUUUCGAGGAGGUUUGUAUGUCUUUGAUCACUGAGGAUUGUCCUGUUGAGGGGUUUAGCUACAAGGUGGUGCGUGGGGAGUGUGUUUCUUAUGCGGCGCAGAGUAGUAAGGUGAGAGUGGAGAUUUAUUCUUCUAAGACCACCACGUGGAGCUACUCUGAGCUGGCUUGCAAUGAGGCGGUGUCUCUCACUCCCUGGACUGCAGGGAGAGUGAUUAAAGGUGUGGUUUAUUGGUAUGCUACGGGAGGUAAAGUUGCUAUCUACGACACAGAAGAUGAGGAGAAAAGGAUCGAUGUGAUAAAGCUUCCGAAGACGUUUAACUACGAUGAGCAGGUUCUGGGAGAAUCCUCUGAUGGGUGUUUGCAGUACGGAUGGAGUAAUAAGUCUGUGAUGGAGAUUUGGGAGCUGGAGAAGGUUGGCGAGGUUCUUGAGUGGAGCAUUCAGUUUAAGGUGAAUUUCAAGGCCAUGUGGAGGUUGAACCCGGUGGAGUCUGCGAGGUUCAGCACUAGGACUAAAGAGACGCAGCUGCUUGCGUUCUUUAACCAGAACUCUGACUCGGUUUUCAUCAGAUGCGACUCGCACAUCUACGUGUUUGACGUUAAGACUCAGAGGGUUCAAGAGGUUCAGUACCAAGGACGAGGGUCUUCGUUCGUUUGGGAUUACUGCAAAGUCUUGCCUUACUUUCAGCUAUCGUGGCCUUGUUGUUCUUCUUCUCUCUUGGAAGAAGGAAACCAGUAGGUAGCUUUAUGAUAAUAAUAAUCAGUUAGUGUGUAGGCCUCUAAUAUCAUUUUGGUGUUAUGGCCAGUGGAUUAUAUGGGAUUUAAUGUUUUUUGUUUGACCAUUGAUGAACCUCUGAUGGGCUAUUGAACUACUGUUUAGCUAUUGAAAGAUUGUGCUUUUUGUAAUGAUGAUCAAGUUUUUGCGUUUGCGUUUUUCA